Vitis vinifera (wine grape) is the source of this 4049-nucleotide messenger RNA. RefSeq lists its product as uncharacterized. Gene Ontology annotation, cellular component: Ctf18 RFC-like complex; nucleus; chromatin. The record is from RefSeq and is a predicted model, not a curated record. Gene Ontology annotation, biological process: maintenance of mitotic sister chromatid cohesion; mitotic sister chromatid cohesion. The transcript is spliced from 4 exons. NCBI's taxonomy places the organism in Eukaryota, Viridiplantae, Streptophyta, Magnoliopsida, Vitales, Vitaceae. The coding region runs from base 2716 to 3909 and encodes 397 amino acids.
AAUAAUAAAUAGGUCUUUAAAAGCCCCAACUUGGCGCCCCUUCACCCUUUUCCACUACACAAAACCCUAGCCACUGAAAUCAUCGGCGACAACGCCGGUAGUAUCGACGGAAACGGCGCCGGAGACCUAGUCGGAGACUCUCGAGAUCGUCCACAAUGGAAAUGCAAAGGAAAAUAAAGGAAAAUUUCGUAAUUUUAGUAGGUUAAUAUGAGAAAAUGAUUAAUUAAAUCAUUUGGUUUUUAGAACUGGUGUUCUAGAUGAAUUAGAUAAUUUAUUGGAUGAAAUCAAUUUUAAAGUCAGUAUUGAAUUUAGGAUUGAUAUGAGAAGCAUUGAUUCUAGGAAGUAAUCCAUUUGAUUCUAGGAAAGCAUUUUAUAAAAUGCCACAUAACAAAAAAUGAAAAAGUAUAGAUAGAAAAUUAGAGAACUCCAAAAUUCAAGCAAAAGAACUAGAAGAAGAAAAGCAAUAAUAAAUAAAUAAACAAAUAUUGAAAUGAAUGAUUGAGUGAGAAAUUGUAAAUGAAGGCUAUUGGAAUGCUUAGGAUUCAUUUGAAGAUGCAUACAAAAGUUUAAUAGAAUUAAUCGACAUCAUUUUUUAUCAUAAAUAGCUCAUUAAUUAUAAAUCUUACCUGAAAUAUUCCUUCAUAUGGAAUAUUGUUGCUUAGAGAAGUAUUUGAGAAGUCUCUCCAUGUUUUCUAUUGAAUAAAAUUUUCCAAAGAUAAAAUAUCGACAACAAAUUUUAUUCUAGAUACUUCAGAAUGUAAUGUUAAUUGGAAGCAAUGGUAGUGUAACAUAUAGAAACAUAAAGCAUGCAUAUAUUAUACUAUGAAUAGUUAGGUUCUAUUCCAUAAAAUAUGAAUCUAAUGCCUUGAAAAGAAUAUUUUGACACUGAAAAUUACCUAUGCCCCAAAGAAAAGGAAGGAGAAAAGAAAAUAAAAUUGGGUACAUAUUUAGUUAAGUUCCAUAGAAAUUCAAAUUGAGUAAACCUUUGAUAAGAACAUUGGGAGAUUUUACCAAUGAGAUCAAUGAUAAAAGGAAAUGCUAACAUUGUGCAAUAUGGUGGAAAAAAGAAUAUAAUCAAUCAUUUAAAAAAAAAAAAAAAAAGGGAGAAAAAUGGAAAAAGGAAAAAGGAACAAAGAGAUAAAAAAAAAAAAGAAAAAAGAAUGGAUUUCCUCAUAUCUUUGGUAAAACGAAAAUCUACCUUUUGUAAAUUUAAAUCAUGGGUAGUUAUACUGUGUGUGGUGAUGAUAUCCUAAAUAUACAUUAUACAAUUUAGACUAACUCAUUGAUUUGGACUCAAAACUGCAUAUUAGACUUGAGUUCUACGACCAAUCAAUACAUCUUCUAAUGUGAUGGCUUUUUGAUUAAUGAGUUAGUUAAACCUACAUCAUUAAUGAAAUAUUGAAUCCAAAGCUUCUAGGGUUUUUUUUUCCUUUUUUUUUUUUUUUUCCUUUACCAUUUUUGGAUACAAGAUAUAAUACAUAAGAAUCACAAAAUAGUAUGUUACCAUUACCUAAAUAUAUAAAAAAAAUUAAAUUGUUUGUUACCACAUUUGGAAAAAAGGUUUCUUCCCCCUUUUCUCCAUCUUAGUAGUUGAAAUAUAUGGGAAAUUACCAUGGGCAGAAUGGAUGCAAUUUUGCGGUUUUUGGUUGCUAUCUUGGAAGAUUCUUUUCAUUGCUGCCUAGAAAAGCAUGACCUGUUUCCUUUCUAUCAACAAUGGGGUUUAUUGUAGCAUUAGUUCUCAUGUCCCUUUUAGCAAUGUAUCUAGCAGGUAAUCAGUCUAUUUUACCACCCAAUUUGUGGAAUUGGAUUAUACAAUCUAAACCUGAAACCAAUGGUUCAUUUUUGACUUUGGCCUUGGAUGAGCUGAUUCCCCCUUUAUUUUGACAUUUUGACACGUUGACAGGUUUCAAUAUAUUAGGGACAUACAGGGAACUGAGUUUGGUGAUUUAGCUUAUCCAUGUACUUGGCUAGCAUUACAAAAUUUGAUAGAUGAGAACUUUUAUUUAUUUAUUUGUGAAGGUUAAUAUUCUUUUUAAUGGAAGUUUCUAUGAUUUAACGGUUGACAGUCCAUUUAUUUGACUUUCUAGUUUGCUUGCCUUUCAUUGUCCAUAGUGUUCUAUUUUAUUGCAAACUUUUUCUGCACUUUGAUGUACCACUGGGUCAUAGAAAUUGAUCAAGAUCGAUUUAUCUCUCCAAGAGGGUAUGACCAGAAAUUCAUUACUUUUGAGUUCAUGCACAAUGUUGUUGUUAAACCCCUAUUAUUAUGAUGCAUUUCACAAGGUGUGUGAUUUGUGUGAGUGCAUGGUCCUGAAAUAUGGCAGCUAAAACACCAGUACAAGUUCAGCAAACUAUUUUAAUCACUUGAAACAUAUAAAAAAUGAGUUGUGGCAAGUAAUUUUCUUUGGAUUUAUGUCAGCAAUUGGUAAUAAAUUGAAGUCUAAACUCCCUUUGUAAUCCACGAAGCACAGGCAAGUUUGGUGGUAGAUUAACCAUUCAAGUUAUCUUAGGCUACUAUCUUGAUCACUUUGAUUUGUUGGCUUCUUUGUUUACUUUUAUUUAUUCAUUACUAAUGCAGAGAUCAGCUGCAAAUAAGAAUUUCCAUGCCUUAUAACCAGAAAGGGACCUUAAAAAGCCACCUGAGGGAAAAUUGAUUUGAUUGAUCUGGAUAUUGUUUCCUACUAUAUGAAAAUUCUGCAUUUUAUAUUACUUUAAAAGAUGGAACAAAAACAGUCGGGUUGCACAGGAGGAGCAGAAGCAGUUUUAAAUCUUCAGCCAAACUCUUCAAUCUCUAUCACGUAUCAUCCUCAUUUUGGUCCUCAUGAUGAUCUGAUCCUCCUUGAAAUUGAUGACAAGCUUCUUCCAGAUGUCCUCCACCAGAGGGUAACUUUAAGAGGACAACCCAAUGAAGAUGCUGUUCUUUGUACUCAAUCAAAGACUUAUUCUAUCAAAUUUGUUGGAAACUCCAAUUCUGUGUUCCUUAUACCCCCAGUAGAUCAGUCAGCAUUGCAUGAACAUCCACAAUAUUCUGAUGAGAAAGAUGAUGACCAGCGGGUUGUUGCAUCUGUCAUUAAAGUGGCUCCUGGUAACAUGGAGCUUGUUGAGGUUGCUCCCAGGCUGGACAAGCUUAAAUUGCUUCUCUUGGAGAAUCCUUUUACAUCUGAGGAGGUCUCAGAGAAAGAGGAAUUGGAAGGGAUGGAGGAACAGAAAACAAAUUUGUUUAAAUGGAAUGAUCUUAUAGAUAGGGUUCAAGCCAGUGAUGAUGAAUUGAGGUCUGGAUUACGGGCUCUUUCAGCAGUAGAGAUUGAUGGGUAUUGGAGAAUUGUGGAUGAGAAGUACAUGGGUACUAUUCUGAAUAUGCUUCUGCACAACUCAGUGUUGAAUGAUUGGUCAUUAGAUGCACUUGGUGAAGAUGAAGUUGUGGGUGUUCUGGAAUCAGAUGGUUUUCCUCGCACACUAGGGUUACAUUGUUUGCAAGUUUAUGGUAGCAAGGUGGAUGAGGGUGUUGGCAGUUGUGUAUGGAAGUUGGAUGAGAGGCGCUUAUGCAUUCAUUUUGCUAGAGAAAUCUUGAAGGAUGGGAAGAGGAAGAUGGAAAGUUUCAUGGAGGAGUGGAUUCAAAAGAUUCCAGAUGGGAUGCAGGCAAGUUUUGACAUGUUGGAAGGUGAAGUUUUGACAGAAAAGUUUGGGGUUGAGACAUGGGUUCGUGCCUUUAGUGUUUCUUCCCUGCCCUCUAACCCAGCUGCACGUUUCUCCAUGCUUUUUCAAGAGCGGCCAAAAUGGGAGUGGAAGGAUCUACAGCCCUAUAUAAGGGAUUUGACUGUACCGGGUCUUUCUUCAGAAGGCUUGCUUCUGAAAUACACACGAAAAACACAACCAAACUCAGAUGCAGAGCCUGUAUUUAGUGCCAGAUAGUAUCAUCUAUCAACUGGUAACCUAUUGUGAGUGAAUUUUUAUGGUUAAACUAUUGAUGGAAGUCUUGGGAAUAGAAAAAUACAAAUUCUGUAAGCUGUCUUUACUGUUAAUCCACUAAAUAUUCCCAUGUUUGAUGUUUA